This is a messenger RNA of Pocillopora damicornis (cauliflower coral), 4817 nucleotides long. RefSeq names its product hemicentin-1. The record is from RefSeq and is a predicted model, not a curated record. NCBI's taxonomy places the organism in Eukaryota, Metazoa, Cnidaria, Anthozoa, Scleractinia, Pocilloporidae. Gene Ontology annotation, biological process: cell-cell adhesion. Gene Ontology annotation, molecular function: cell adhesion molecule binding; calcium ion binding. Gene Ontology annotation, cellular component: cell-cell junction; plasma membrane.
CUCUGGAAACCCUCGGCCAAACAUAACUUGGACUAAGAGAGGAAGCAAUAAAACUCUGUCCUAUUCAGAUGAACUUUCCUUGUCUAAUUUAACCAGAUUUGAUGAUAAAACAGAAUACAAAUGCAAAGCCAUGAACUAUUUAGGAUUUGUUGAAGCUUCAGCUUCAGUUACCAUCCACUAUCCAUCUUUGAUUGAGUCUGCCUCAGGCAGUCAAGUUGUCCUUGAAGGAAACAACUUGACUUUACAUUGCAAUGCAAGAGGCAAUCCUACACCAAACAUCACUUGGACUAAAGAUUACAGCUCAUCAGUGCUAAAUCAAGGAAUUACUUACAGUAUUGUGAACAUAGGAAGAAAUGCUUCAGGGAAUUACACUUGUACCGUUUGGAAUGGAAUUGGUGGACAAAAGAAAGCUAUUGCUGCUAUCACUGUACACUAUGCGGCUGAAAUUGUCUCUGCUCCCAGAAACAGGACAGUCCUGGAAUAUGACAAUGUUACUUUCUUUUGCAAUGCAUCAAGUAAUCCACCCUCACAGAUCAUCUGGACCCAAGAAGGAAGCAGUACAGUUUUACAUGCAGGAGAAACCUUUGUAAUUGAAAAUGUUUCAAGAAAACUUAAUGGACAGCAAUACAAAUGCAGGACAUGGAACAAUGUCACCAAAGAUGUGGAGGCAUAUGCUCAGCUCACCGUUCAUUAUCCUCCAACAUCAACCAUGAUUACAGCACUUCCCACAAACACGACAGUGCUGCAUAAUACUGUCAUGAUGCUAAACUGUAGUACAGAUGCCAACCCUGCUGCUCAUACUUAUCACUUCUACUUUAAUGGCAACCUUAUUGGUAACAGCAGUUCUGGGAUGUUUAAUAUCCCCGUAAAGGAAGAUGGAGAGUACACCUGUGUUCCUGUUAACAUAGUAGGCACGGGAAACAAUGCUAGUGUCAACAUUACUGCUGUUGUGGCCCCAGUUGCUGAGGUGGUUCCUCAAACUGGCGUAGUUGUGGAAGGUGGAAACAUUACCUUGAUCUGUAACAGCAGUGGUGUUCCUUCUCCAUCGGUUGUCUGGACUCAAGUUGGAACCACAAACGUUUUGUCUCAAAACAAGUUACUUAUUGUGGUAAAUGUUACCAGACCAGAGACACCAGAUAACUUGAUCCAGUAUCAAUGUACAGCCAGUAAUGGAGUAGGUACACCUGGUACCGCUGCAGUUAACAUAACUGUUCAAUAUCCUCCGGAGAUAGUCAGAUAUCCAUCCACUUCACCCAUCAUUGAAGGUGGCAACAUCACACUUGUCUGCCAGGCUAUUGGAAAUCCACAGCCAAACAUAACUUGGACCAAGAGAGGAAGCGAUAAAAUUUUGUCCCAUUCAAAGGCACUCGUCUUGGCUAAUUUAACUAGAUUAGACAACGAAACAGAAUACAAAUGCAAAGCCAUGAACUAUUUAGGAUUCGUUGAAGCCUCGACUUUAGUUACCAUCCACUAUUCAUCCUUGAUUGAGUCUUCCCCAAUCAAUCAAGUUGUCCUUGAAGGAAACAACUUGACUCUACGCUGCAGUGCUUCUGGAAAUCCUACACCAAACAUCACGUGGACUAAAGAUAAAAGUUCAUUAGUGCUACAUCAAGGAGAUACUUACAGCAUUGUGGACAUAGACAGAAAUGCUGCAGGGAAUUACACAUGUACAGCUUGGAAUGGAGUGGGAGAACCAAAAAAAGCCAUUGCUGCAGUAUCUGUACACUAUCCUGCUGCGAUAGUCACUCGUCCUAAAGACCAAGUGUUGUGGUUGGGGGAGAACACAACUCUAGUGUGUGACGCUGUUGGUAACCCUGUGCCAAACAUAACUUACUCUGUGCUUGGAGAGAAUGCCUCAGUCGUUUACAGCAAGACACUUGUUAUUAAGAGUUCCAGCGUAACUUAUGUUAAGAUGUACACAUGCACGGCAUUUAAUGGAGUACAGCCACCAGUGUCUGUCAAUGCUACUGUUACAGUGUUGGUAAGACCUUGUUCUCGUUCCCCCUGUGCUAAUGGAAAUUGUACGGACAUAAAGACGCCGCCAUCUUACCGUUGCACUUGUCCUUCUGGUUAUCAGGGAAGACGCUGUAUUCAGCAAAUUACAAAAGAAACUGAUAGAGUGAGGGGGAGAGUAAAACUUGAAAGGUGUCCAUACAAGUAUCACCCAGACUACAAUAACCAUAGCAGUGAGAUGUACAAGGAGCUCAGCAACGACUUCAUAAAGAAUCAGUGACGCAAGUGACAACGUUAUGGUGAACUUCACCUUAGUUUUCUUCAAAGGAAAUAAGACUGUUGAUGAGCUUCAUCAGGUCCUGGAAAAAUCCGUGGAAAAUGGCAGUGUUUAUUCGUUACCAGUGCAGAGAGGCACGCUCCGGCUGACUCUAAUAACGACUCCAGCACCCGCUACAGCUAUUCCACCGGCUGUAGCCGCACGGAGCAAGAAAAUUGAACCGUGGAUUAUUGUCGUGGUUGUAGCUAUUGGUGGACUGGUGUUCUUGGUGCUGGUUUGCGCCAUUAUCGCCUGCUGUGGCAGGAGGAGGAAGAAGAAAAAAGAUGUAUCCCAAGGAUACGAAGACCACACGUGAGUUGUACGCUUGACUUCUUAAUUAAUUGGAAAUUCUCUUUUGGGGAAGUUGUUAUAAGCACUGGAAAACAAACAUCGAAAUAAGCAUGUGUUUCAGGUGUAAACGCAGCCAUGAGAUCAUCCAGGUGUGAUUGCUUCAAACGCUCAUGGUUAAAUACCUGAAAUGUUAUCAGUGAAAUUUGCUACAGUGCACUGUUGUAAGAACAUAACGAUUUUGAUGUAACAACAGAUCUGUAUGGCAAAGAACGAGUUCUAGAUAUUAGUGUUGUUUUGGUGCUCAGUGUGUUUUCAUCGUCUCUGUUGGCAGUGGAAAUUGGAUUGAUCUACCUCAUGGUGAAAACGGAAAUAAGCCAUCAAAAGAGGAGUAUGCAAUGACCAAUUCUGUGGCUUACAUGGAGGGUGGACCUUACCAGGAACGCGCUGUUGAAGAGAAAGAACCCGAGAGCAAUGGCAACAACACCCAUAUGUAGCGUGGGAUUCAGGAAAGGAAGGAACGACAAGGACAGGAAACCAAGAACAAGAACCAUUUAAAGCACAAGCUAACUUUUUAAUGAAAUUUACGCUGACGUGAUGUUUGAUAUAUACUUUGACAGCGAAAUUGAAAGUGGUUUCUUGAGGAGAUAUGUCUUGUCUUAUUAUCGUCUUGUUUUGGAUUUCAAAAGGACGGCUUCCUGUUUUUAUAAGCUUGCCAACCGGGUGUUCAAAAUCUCCCAUCAUUUUUAUACUCAUGCGACUCAAACUACUUUUAAGUCGAGUUCGUUGCAUUUAUUCCCAUAAUGAAUCUUGGGUUAUAAAAUUGUUCAUGCAAUUUAAAAGGUAAAGAGGAUGAAGCCACUAGAACCUCAUCCUCACCCACAUUAAAGCUUAGAUUGCACAAGAAAACGUAAAUGUUUUUCUGCAGAAUGCAGCUGGUUUGCAUGAAAUUAUUCACCAAUAUUUAUUGCACAUCCAUUUAUUCAGUUUAUUUAUAUUAAUUUCAGCUAUUUUUGUUACUCUGCUCACUGAAACUUUGCAAUAAAAUCGCGUACAAAAAUCUGUGGCUCUUUUCGUCUUGUAAACCAACUCAUACGAGUACCGACUGAACAAAGCAUUUUCAGUAAGAAGUGCUUGGAGGGUACUGGUCACAAUUCACGUUGAAGGAGAGAGGGGGCUGGAGUAUCUUGCAAGAUAAAUAUUUAACUUCUGAUCCCAAACUUCGUUUGAUCGAUGAAUUAGUCUCAUCCUUUUCCCCCUCGCUAUUUCCAGCUAUUCAUGAAGUACUUUCGUAUUUAGGAAUUGGAAAUGCCAAGCCGUGCACAUUAUACACAACGCGAGACUGCACAUUACAAGCUGCGACGUAUCGUAUCGUUUCUUUUUAUGUCAUGGGACUAACACUGCUUUAAGGUCACAUUCGUGUACAAAAGCCUCCCGUUCUUCACCCACUUCUGACUUCAUGGCCAGUUUACAAAGAGAGAUAUUUUUAAGGUUGAAAUGAGUAUAUCGGUUUAAGAUAGCAUUGAAACUGAAAGCUCAGAGGACCAUUACUACCAGCACCUAUUGAACCUCGAAGUUCUUAUGCAUUUACAGAACUUGGCGUCUUUAACACAAGCAGAACUAACAUUAUGAUGGUCAGCUGUUUAUGGAGGUGAUAGAUCCCCCUCCAUCCAAUAAACCGACUCAUCCCCUUUAUUUUCUAUCCCUUCUCCAAACUUCUAGGCAAAUGCUGAUUGUCUCCCCCUCUUAAUUACAAAAUGUCACAAAACCAAAAUACCAAGCAUCAGUACAAACCUGCUACAGAAAGAUAGCUAAGAGAACAUCAGUUAGUUACUUUCAAACUUUAUUGGCUAAAAAGAAUACAAAUCACACGAAUCUGUCAAAAACAUUUUCCUAGAACGGACAAGAAUCUUUAAUAUAUUUGACUAUUUUGUACAAUGAAAACACCUUGAAUUGACCCUGAAUAAUUCAUGUACACAUUCCUUUAUCAACGCUAAAUAAAUUUCGAUUGCUUUCAUUUUGUUUGGUUUUUUCUUUCUUUCAUGUUCUGUAUUAAAUACAUUGACAGCCAACAGUAAAAAUUCAAUUCGCUACAAAAUACAAAAGUAAAAAAGUUUUGAAAAUGAUUAAAACUGUGACAGUUACAAAUAGCGACGACUGUGGUGGUAAUUAAUAAAUAAUUUUAGUUUGAAUAUAAAAAUUUUUAAGUGGAACCCUUCCACUGUAGGUUGUCUGUUGACUGUAAAACAGAACAUUACAG